Theobroma umbraticum is the source of this 896-nucleotide messenger RNA. It is a transcript of the gene RBL12, whose product is annotated as RHOMBOID-like protein 12. Gene Ontology annotation, cellular component: membrane. Gene Ontology annotation, molecular function: serine-type endopeptidase activity. NCBI's taxonomy places the organism in Eukaryota, Viridiplantae, Streptophyta, Magnoliopsida, Malvales, Malvaceae. The record is from RefSeq and is a predicted model, not a curated record.
UAACAAACAAAAUUUUCAAAACCCAAAGGACAAAGGUAAGGAAGAAAAUGCAGAGGCUUCUUUUUCUGAAGCAAGCCUCAUCAAGCUUCUCCAAAGCACUGACAAAAACAUCUUCCUCGUCUUCGCUUCUCCACUCUCUUCCUUACAAAACCUUCUCUUCCAUUGCUAAACCAACCGUCGACAACCAGUUUCUGAACUCUUCAUUUUCACACACAUUUCACCACCACUCUUUUCGAUGGCGAUCUCAGCUAAGUCUUACAGGGGAAAUUCAAGGGUUUCUCUCGUACCCAGUAGUUGCAAAGCGAUUUUGGUUGAAUUUCUCAAGUAUCCAUCUCAAAACUUCUGGAAAAAGUCUCCUGGAUUGCAGAGUUUGGUUUCUCAGACCGCAGAUUCCCAGAGGAAGAUUUGAUUUUGGUCUUCAAACGAGUCGAUGGAGAUUAUGGUUCCAGCGAUUGACAGCAAGUGACAUGGUUUUGGGCUUGAUUAUAACUAAUGUUGCUGUUUUUUUAUUAUGGAGGAUUGCAGAUAGAAAAUUUAUGAUGAAUAACUUCAUGGUUUCAUUGGACAAUUUUAAAAGUGGACGCUUGCAUACACUGAUCACUUCAGCUUUCAGUCAUAUUGAUAUUGAGCAUAUUAUCUCUAACAUGAUUGGCCUUUAUUUCUUUGGAUCAAAUAUUGGAAGAGUCUUUGGACCUGAAUAUUUGCUGAAGUUGUAUCUAGCUGGGGCAAUUGGUGGUUCAGUGUUUUACUUGGUGCACCAUGCAUUUUUGGCAUUAUCAUCAAAGGGACAUGCCAUGUGGAUGAUGGACCCUUCAAAGACGCCGGGAUUGGUAUGCUUUUAGCCUUCAGUGCAUCAAGCUCCAUUCAUAACCUUCGUGUUUUUUUUUUUUUUCUGU